GUUGGUCAUCACGAUCACUUCGAAGGCCAUCACUUUUUACACACAAAAUGGCAGAACGUGUUCAGGCGCAAAAUUAUGCAAUCGCUCAACGCGGUGAAGCAACUCAACGUCAACAAGCAGGCUUCUUCGGUCAAGAUGUUGACGAUGAUGAAUUCAUUGGUGAUGAUGGAGAUGUAGAUCUAGGUAUUCCAGAUGCAUAUGCUAAUAGCGGAUUCAUGGAUGAGAGUGCAUUGGCAGAAUCACAAGUUCAACAACAAGUAGCUGCUGCAGCCGCUCAACAAGCAGCAGCUCAGGCUUUGGCUGCAAUUCCAGAUGCAGUACGUAAAUAUAUCGUCCUCUUCCGUCAAGCUGUCAAUAACGGCAACGUAGCAGAAAUUACAACCGCAUACGAAGCCAGCUGGAACAGACUAACAGAAAAGUUUUAUCAACGUACCGAGUGGCCUGAAGCAGAAGUAAUUGCUCCAUUAGUAGAAGACGACCAAAAGUUCCUAACCCUUUACCGCGAAUUAUGGUACCGUCACGUCUAUUCCCGCCUUUCGCCAGAUGGUGAAGAUCGAUUCCACAGUUACGAUAAUUACUGCGACUUUUUCAACUUUGUUCUCAACAGUGAAGGACCUGUUCCGCUCGAGUUGCCUUCGCAAUGGCUUUGGGACAUCAUUGAUGAAUUCAUUUACCAAUUCCAAAGCUACUCACAAUGGCGCAAUCGCGUCUCUGCCAAAUCGGAAGAUGAACUUUUGCUCUUGCAAGAUGGUGGUGUUUGGAGCAGCUACAGUGUUUUGAACGUUUUGUACAGUCUUAUUCAAAAGAGUCGAAUCGUCGAACAAUUGCAAGCUGCACAUGAAGGUGAAGAUCCAGAUGAAGUGGCAGGAGAAUUUGGUUCAAGAUCACUCUACAAGCAAUUGGGAUACUUUAGCAUAAUCGGUCUAUUGCGUGUGCACGUUCUUAUGGGCGAUUACACCUUGGCACUUAAGAUGCUCGACACAAUCGAUCUACACAAAAAGGCACAAGCUUCCGUUGCAGCAGGCUCUGCUUCAAGCGGUAGUGGUUUGCCAUCUCUAAAUCGUGUUACAGCAUGCCACGUCACAUGCUACUAUUACGUUGCAUUUGCAUACAUUAUGCUACGUCGCUACCCGGACGCUAUUCGAUGCCUCUCCCAUAUUCUUGUUUUCAUCAUGCGGUUGAGACAGUACCACACACGCAGUUGGCAAUAUGACCAAAUCGCAAAGACAGGCGACCGCAUGUACGCUCUGUUGGCAAUUGUGUGUGCCUUGUGCCCAACUCGAUUGGACGAAAACGUGCAAACAGCAAUGCGUGACAAGUAUGGUGAGCAAUUCGGCAAAAUGAGCAAAGGAGGUGAUGAAGGUUUGGCAGCAUUUGAAGAGCUGUUCUUGUAUGCUUGCCCCAAAUUCAUCACUGGAAAUGGACCUCCAUACCACGAUGAUGAGGCUUUACGCCCCUUCUACACCUCACCAAUCCCUGAUCCUGCACAACACCAAGUCCGCAUCUUCCUUUCCGACGUCAAAUCACAAUUGUCCAAUGCCAACAUUCGCUCUUUCUUACGCCUAUACACAACGUUGGGAACAGACAAAUUGGCCAAUUUCCUCGAAGUCGAUCAAGAAGACCUAGUGGAAGAAUUGAUGGUUGCCAAAGCCAGCAGCAGAAGUGUUAAAUGGAACGAUGGUGGUUUAUUGGAAGGUGAAAUCGUAAACACAAGCGAUUUGGAUUUCGUCAUCGAUACAGAUAUGGUUCAUAUUGCUGAAUCACGCGUAGGAAGAAAGUAUGGUGAAUGGUUCUUACGUCAAGGUGUUCGUAUGCAUCAAACAUUGCAACACAUCAAAUCUAAACCUCUACCUAUCGUUGAUGAGAAAGCACAAGCUGCACACGCAGCCGCCGUUGCAGCAGCAGCCGCAGGAAAUGCAGCUCAAAACACAGAUGGCAACAAAUCUAGAACUGGUCAACAAGGCCGUACGGGAGGUGGUGCUGCUAAAGGAGCAUGGGGCGCUCCUCGUGCCAGUGCAUCCGUAGUUGCAGCAGCAGGACCACAACCAAAUGGUGCUUCAGCUACAACAGCUUAAAAGAGUAGACUCAUUAUGAGCGCUACAAUGAUUAUUAUCUCAAUUGUACAAUGUAAGCGAUUUUCUAGAACUAAUCAGAUGUUGAUUUAGGAUUUAUCGAUGUGCAUUGACUGUUGCGAACAAAGUAGUAAAACAAAGAUAAGAUCUGGGGUGUACA
Meira miltonrushii is the source of this 2232-nucleotide messenger RNA. RefSeq lists its product as uncharacterized. The transcript has a single exon. Bases 48 to 2075 code for a protein of 675 amino acids. Gene Ontology annotation, molecular function: translation initiation factor activity. NCBI's taxonomy places the organism in Eukaryota, Fungi, Basidiomycota, Exobasidiomycetes, Exobasidiales, Brachybasidiaceae. The record is from RefSeq and is a predicted model, not a curated record. Gene Ontology annotation, cellular component: eukaryotic translation initiation factor 3 complex; cytoplasm. Gene Ontology annotation, biological process: translational initiation.